Messenger RNA from Stomoxys calcitrans (stable fly), 3295 nucleotides. RefSeq names its product glycine dehydrogenase (decarboxylating), mitochondrial. Gene Ontology annotation, biological process: glycine decarboxylation via glycine cleavage system. Gene Ontology annotation, molecular function: pyridoxal phosphate binding; glycine binding; glycine dehydrogenase (decarboxylating) activity. NCBI's taxonomy places the organism in Eukaryota, Metazoa, Arthropoda, Insecta, Diptera, Muscidae. Gene Ontology annotation, cellular component: mitochondrion; glycine cleavage complex. The coding region runs from base 140 to 3121 and encodes 993 amino acids. The record is from RefSeq and is a predicted model, not a curated record. The transcript has 6 exons.
GAAUUUAGUCAGUCAGUAUCAGACUCUCAAGGGGAACAGUUCGCCAAACCUGGCCUAAGUAUAAAGCGUGCGCAUUUGUAUUUCAAAACGGAAAAGUGAUUGGUGGUUUUUAGCAAAAAAGAAAAGUGAGGUGUGAAAAAUGUAUCGUCUCUCCAUACAGUGUACGCGCAAUGUGCCCACAUUGACUAAAUAUGGGAACUGGAAAAAUCUGGGCUUUCGAUGCUUGGCCACAACCACCAAUGUGGAUGGCGUUUUAUUUCCCACAAAAUCAGAUUUCCCCAGCCGCCAUAUAGGGCCCCGGAAAACCGAUGUGGUCUCCAUGUUGGAUACCCUAGGCUAUAAGUCCCUGGCAGAACUAACCGAAAAGGCUGUCCCCAAGGCAAUACAAUUGAAUCGUGAUCUGAGUUUGGAUAAACCUCUUAAUGAACAUGAGUUGAUUGUCCGCAUACGUGAUAUUGCAAAGAAGAAUCAAAUUUGGCGCUCUUACAUUGGAAUGGGCUAUCACAAUUGUCACGUGCCUCACACAAUUGCCCGCAAUAUCUUUGAGAAUCCCGGCUGGACUACACAGUAUACCCCAUAUCAGCCGGAAAUUGCUCAGGGCCGUUUGGAAUCGUUAUUGAAUUAUCAAACGCUGGUAUCGGAAAUGACCGGUCUUGAUGUGGCUAAUGCCUCGCUUUUGGAUGAAGGCACAGCGGCUGCUGAGGCUAUGUGCUUGUGUACGCGUCACAAUAAACGCAAAACGUUAUAUCUCUCAAACAAAACCCAUCCCCAAACUCUUUCUGUGGUUCAGACCCGAGCUGAGGCUUUGGAUUUGCAAGUUAAAAUUGGCCCCAUUGAGGAUGCGGAUUUGGCCAGUCGCGAUAUUUCUGGUAUUCUCCUGCAAUAUCCCGAUACUUUUGGUGAUGUUAAGGAUUUUGAAAGUAUUGCCGAAAAAGCCAAGAAAAAUGGCACUUUGGUGGUGGUGGCCACUGAUCUUUUGGCUUUGACAAUGCUAAGACCUCCCGCCGAAUUUGGUGCCGAUAUUGCUGUGGGCACCUCACAACGCUUAGGUGUUCCCUUGGGUUAUGGCGGUCCCCAUGCUGGCUUCUUUGCUUGCAAACAAAAUCUGGUGCGUCUUAUGCCUGGACGUAUGAUUGGUGUAACACGCGAUAUGGAUGGCAAUGAUGCCUAUCGCUUGGCUCUGCAAACGCGUGAACAGCAUAUUCGUCGUGAUAAGGCCACCAGUAAUAUAUGCACUGCCCAGGCGCUUUUGGCCAAUAUGUCAGCCAUGUACGCCAUUUAUCAUGGACCUGAGGGCCUCAAGGCCAUUGCCAAUCGUAUUCAUCACUUUGCGUUGGCAUUACAAGCUGGUCUACGCGGAGCCGGUCACACUGUGCAGCAUAAACAUUUCUUUGAUACGCUGCACAUUAAAUUGGGCUCCAACAUGACCUUGCAGGAACUCAAAACGCGUGCUGAAGAGAAGCAAAUCAAUUUGCGUUACUUUGCCGAUGAAACGCUAGGAGUGGCCUUGGAUGAGACAGUGGGCCCCAAAGACAUCAACGAUUUGUUUUGGAUAUUCAAGUGCCAGACUUUGGAUCAAGUUUUGGCUGCCAAUGAUAUUCUCAAUGACUCCAUUGAAAAGUCUCCCUUCUACCGCACGUCAGCCUAUUUAACCCACCCCAUCUUCAGUUCCUACCACAGCGAAUCGCGCAUGGUGCGUUAUAUGAAGAAGUUGGAAAAUAAGGACAUCUCUUUGGUGCAUUCCAUGAUUCCUUUGGGCUCCUGUACCAUGAAAUUAAAUGCCACCACUGAAAUGAUGCCUUGUUCAUUCCGCCACUUCACCGAGAUUCAUCCCUUUGCUCCCGUAGAACAAGCCCAAGGUUACCAUCAAAUGUUUAAGGAACUCGAAGAUGACCUGUGUGAGAUUACCGGUUAUGACAAAAUCUCAUUCCAGCCCAAUUCAGGAGCUCAGGGUGAAUAUGCUGGUCUUAGAGCCAUUCGCUCUUAUCAUGAACAUCGUAACGAAGGCCAUCGACAUAUUUGUCUCAUUCCCAUAUCUGCUCAUGGCACAAAUCCGGCAUCUGCCCAAAUGGCGGGCAUGAAAGUUGAACCCAUUAAAAUUCUCUCCGAUGGCAGCAUAGACAUGGCUCAUCUGAGGGACAAAGCUGAGGAGCAUGCCAAAAAUCUAUCGUGUCUUAUGAUCACCUAUCCCUCAACCAUGGGUGUAUUUGAGCAGACUGUGGCCGACAUUUGUGAUCUUAUCCACAAGUUUGGUGGUCAAGUUUAUCUGGAUGGUGCCAAUAUGAAUGCCCAGGUGGGCCUAUGUCGUCCUGGUGAUUACGGCAGUGAUGUGUCCCAUUUGAAUCUUCACAAAACCUUCUGUAUUCCCCAUGGCGGUGGUGGUCCUGGCAUGGGUCCCAUAGGUGUCAAAUCCCACUUGGCCCCUUAUCUUCCCGGCCAUCCAGUAAUUAGUCCCUUGGACAGUGAAGACAACAGUUUUGGUGUUGUUUCAGCAGCUCCCUUUGGCAGUUCUGCCAUCUUGCCCAUUUCCUGGUCCUACAUCAAACUCAUGGGCAGCCGCGGUCUGAAGCGCGCCACCCAAGUUGCCAUUUUGAAUGCCAACUACAUGUCCAAACGCUUGGAACAGCAUUACAAAACACUCUACAAGGAUCCCAAAAAUGGUCUGGUGGCCCACGAAUUUAUUCUGGACAUACGUGACUUGAAAAAAUCUGCAAAUAUUGAAGCUGUGGACAUUGCCAAGCGUCUAAUGGACUAUGGCUUCCAUGCGCCCACCAUGUCUUGGCCUGUGGCAGGCACUUUGAUGAUUGAGCCCACAGAAUCUGAGGAUAAGGAGGAAUUAGAUCGUUUCUGUGAUGCUUUAAUAUCGAUAAGAGAGGAAAUUGCCCAGAUCGAAGCUGGUAAUAUGGACAAGAAUGUGAAUCCUUUGAAAAUGUCGCCACAUACACAGUCACAGGUGAUAUCGGAGAAAUGGAAUAGACCCUACAGUCGGGAACAGGCUGCUUUCCCAGCUCUGUUCAUCAAGCCUGAAUCUAAAAUUUGGCCCACAGUGGGACGUAUUGAUGAUGCUUAUGGUGAUAAACAUCUUGUUUGCACAUGUCCACCUAUUUUGCCUGACUUGUAAAGACCUGCAAAAAAUAAACCUAAUUUGAAAUUUGGACUUUCGUGCUUUGAUUCUAAAUCAACUCAACUUUUGAAAGGAUAAGCCCCAUUUCUGUUCAUUCAUUUAUUUUUCUUUUUAAUUAUACUAUGUACAACAUAAGUAAUAAAACGUAAUUUUAAUUUAACUUUAAAACAA